AUGCGCUUUGUACUUGGAAGCUGCAGCCUUGUGCUGGGGGCCUUAUCCCUUUCCCCAGCAUCCCUGGCCAGCUCUAUUCACACCGCCAGUCCGGUGGUCGACUUGGGAUACGCGAAAUACCAGGGUGUCUAUAACGACUCUUAUGACAUCAAUAUAUUCAAAGGAAUUCGAUAUGCUGCCCCGCCCGUAGGAAAGCUACGCUGGCAAGCACCACAGAAACCACCAUUGAACAGGACUGCCAUCAUCCCUGCUAUAAAACAACCACCUCCCUGUCCUCAAUCGGGAGCUGCAGAACUACCAGAAGCCUAUGGCUUUAACUCGGCGCUAGGAGAUGAGGACUGUCUGUUCUUGAACGUCUUCGCCCCCGCUGGGGCGAAAGAUCUUCCUAUUCUUCUAUGGAUCCAUGGCGGUGGCUACGGUCUUUUCGGGGCGAUUUAUGACCCUAGCGACUGGAUGAAGACCAACAAUAACGGCUUCGUCUCUGUCGUCAUCCAGUACCGACUGGGAGCCUUCGGGUUCUUGUCUUCCGAGGAUGUGCAGAAAUAUGGCAAGCUCAAUUCUGGUCUCCUGGACAUGCGGUUUGCACUUGAAUGGGUACAGCAGCAUAUAACAAAGUUUGGUGGAGACCCGUCCCGUGUGACUAUUGGAGGCGAGUCCUCAGGUGCUGGAGCUGUGAUGCUGCAGGCUAUGGCAUAUGGAGGGAGGGAAGAUGGGCUGUUCAACAAUAUAAUCGCUGCGAGUCCGUACGCUGCGACUCAGUUCAAGUAUAACGAUAUGGCACCGACGGCCCACUAUCAUGACUUUGCAGCACGAGCUGGAUGUUACCAGUACACCAGAUCAGAUGAUUCUACCAUAUUCGACUGUUUAGUACGCGCAGACACUGAGACACUUCAAUAUGCCAGUGGCAAUGUUUCCACAUCAGGUGCCUGGGGUACCUGGGCAUUUACGCCAGUCACGGAUGGAAAAUUCAUUCAAGAUCUUCCAUCAAAACAACUGCUCGAGAAGAAAGUCAGCGGCAAGCGCAUUCUGUCUGGGAACAACGCCAACGACGGUGUCCCCCUCAGUCCCCCAACUCUGAACACAACAGCCGCCUUUAUUCAAUACCUCCAAUCGACGUUUCCCCAUUUGACACCCACAGACUUUGACCAACUCCUCGAAAUAUACAAAGUAUCAUCAUCUUCUCUCGGAUCAACAGGUCCUCUUUACGAUACCCUCGGCAACCGCGGUCUAACAGCCGUAAAUCAAUCUGAAUUUGCAACAGGCCUCCAACAAACUGCCUUCAACAUCUUCGCAGAGACAGCCUUUGACUGUCCCUCAUACUGGCUAGCUGAUGCCUUUUCUUUCAAGGCCAGCGGUUUCGCCAGUAAAAGGAAAGAGAGCUGGAAGUACCAAUACUCAGUGACACCGGCGUACCACGGUGUAGAUCUAACGGCCUAUUUCUCGGUAGGCUGGACCGUGCCAAAUUUCGAAUUCAGAGAAGCCUUCCAACGCAUGCUGGGCAACUUUAUCGUGAAUAAUACCCCGGUUAUAUCGAUCAGCGAUGCCAAAGGUGGAAUGGAUAAUGCUACCGUUCCUGAGGGCACGAAUGGUGAUAUUGAUUGGCCGCGAUGGGACCAUGACUCGCCUGUGCUCAUGAAUCUGAACACUACGGGUGGAUUUUUGUUUCGACGGACAGUGACGGAUUAUCUCGCGUAUUGGCUUAGAGAGGGAUCUGGGAUUACGAAUGAAUUUAGGCUGGCGGAUGCCGAGGCGUGGGAGGGUGGUCGUGGGGAGAGGUGUGACUUUUGGCAGAGAGUGGGACCAGAGACUACAACCUUUACCAUCUUUCUUCCUUCUUCCAGCUUUUCAAAUCAGCAUACAACCACUGAUGCAAUGUCAAAUCGAGAUUCCAAAUACCAUGAGCGCGUCAAGGUUUCAUGUCUUGACCGAGCCUUUGAAAAGCUCCCCAACCACUACUUACAACAGGCCUUGCUCGUCUGA
Molecule: messenger RNA, 1980 nt
Organism: Penicillium daleae
Lineage: Eukaryota; Fungi; Ascomycota; Eurotiomycetes; Eurotiales; Aspergillaceae
Product: putative carboxylesterase
Exons: 6
Coding region: 1-1980 (659 amino acids)
Source: RefSeq, a predicted model, not a curated record